AUGGAUUUCGCCGGUGUCCCCCCCAACAACGCAGCCCCUGCUGGCCCAAUGUCUUUCCCCAACGGUACUCCUCCCGCUCCUGACAUGGGCUCUGCCCCUCCUCCUGGUUCUGGUCCUGAUUCUCCCAAGACCACUCUUUGGAUGGGAGAGCUCGAGCCCUGGAUGGAUGAGAACUUUAUCAAGGGUGUCUUUAUGUCUGCCGCUCAUGAAACUGUCAAUGUUAAGGUCAUUCGUGACAAGAACUCUGGUAACGCUGGCUACUGCUUUGUUGAAUUCCAGUCCCCGGAAUCCGCUACCAACGCCCUCGGCAUGAACGGAAAGCCAGUUCCUAACAGCCAGCGCUCCUUCAAGCUUAACUGGGCCUCUGGUGGUGGUCUCGUUGACCGACGGGACGAUCGUGGCCCCGAGUACAGCAUUUUCGUUGGCGACCUUGGCCCCGAGGUCAACGAGUACGUCCUGGUUUCUCUCUUCCAGGCUCGAUUCCCUUCUUGCAAGUCUGCCAAGAUCAUGACCGACGCCAUGUCUGGCCAGAGCCGCGGCUAUGGUUUCGUUCGCUUCUCCGACGAGAACGACCAGCAGCGUGCUCUUGUUGAGAUGCAGGGUGUCUACUGCGGCAACCGACCCAUGCGUAUCUCUACUGCUACCCCCAAGAAUCGUGGCAACCACGGCUUUGGUGGUCAAGGACACCACAACGGCGGUCCCAUGAUGGGUGGUAUGCCUCAGCAGCAGAUGUGGAAUGGAGGUGGUAUGCAGGGCUUCGGCUAUGGUGGCUUUAACCCUGCCACUCAGAUGAACCAGUUCACUGACCCCAACAACACCACCGUCUUCGUUGGUGGCCUUUCUGGCUACGUCACUGAGGACGAGCUCCGAUCCUUCUUCCAGGGCUUCGGUGAGAUCACCUACGUCAAGAUCCCUCCUGGCAAGGGCUGCGGCUUCGUUCAGUUCGUCCACCGCCACGCUGCUGAGAUGGCCAUCAACCAGAUGCAGGGCUACCCCAUUGGUAACUCUCGCGUGCGCCUCAGCUGGGGACGUUCUCAGAACAACUCUGGCGUCGGCACUCCCUACCGCCCCGCCCCUCCUCCCCCUCACUACAUGGGCAUGCCCAGCCACGGCGGACCUGGCAACUAUGGCCCUCAGCACUUUGGCGGCCCUGCUCCCGGUCCCCAAGGCCCUCCUGGACCUCCUGGACCCCCCGGACCUGGCGGGCCUCCCCAGGAGUUCUAA
Fusarium mangiferae is the source of this 1224-nucleotide messenger RNA. RefSeq lists its product as uncharacterized. Gene Ontology annotation, biological process: mRNA splice site recognition. Gene Ontology annotation, cellular component: cytosol. NCBI's taxonomy places the organism in Eukaryota, Fungi, Ascomycota, Sordariomycetes, Hypocreales, Nectriaceae. The record is from RefSeq and is a predicted model, not a curated record. The transcript is spliced from 4 exons. Bases 1 to 1224 code for a protein of 407 amino acids. Gene Ontology annotation, molecular function: mRNA binding.